This is a messenger RNA of Acipenser ruthenus (sterlet), 2488 nucleotides long. It is a transcript of the gene socs3b, whose product is annotated as suppressor of cytokine signaling 3b. Gene Ontology annotation, molecular function: 1-phosphatidylinositol-3-kinase regulator activity. NCBI's taxonomy places the organism in Eukaryota, Metazoa, Chordata, Actinopteri, Acipenseriformes, Acipenseridae. Gene Ontology annotation, cellular component: phosphatidylinositol 3-kinase complex. Gene Ontology annotation, biological process: phosphatidylinositol phosphate biosynthetic process; intracellular signal transduction. The transcript is spliced from 2 exons. Bases 400 to 1104 code for a protein of 234 amino acids. The record is from RefSeq and is a predicted model, not a curated record.
CUAAAAUAUAAAGUGAUCUGUCUCAGCAGAUUAUGUUGGCAGUACACGGUUGCCGCUUACCUAAGUGGAUGGUUCUGCAAUAAUAAAACAAGGCGAGCUAAAAAGGGCGCUAUUUUGUUUUACUUACAAUACAUGCAGUAUACACACAGUAAUAUAAAUUGACUUGUCAGCUCCUUCUCCAAAAGGGUUCGGACACAAAGAAGAAAAGUGUUGUCCAUUUAUAUAAGCGACUGGAUUUCGAGAAGAACUCUUGCAAGUUUGCAAAUUGGGAUUCAGAAUGCAUUCUUAUUAUUUUUUUAUAUAAACAAGUUUGGUGGCUCAUUGAGGAAUAUCCCAUCCUGGAGUUCCAGUGAAAUUCGACAGACCGGGAUUUAGUUUUCCUUCUUGGUUGUUUUUUUUAUGCCCCCAUAUAUAUUUCCUGGACAGACCUCCUGUUCUGGGACUCUGGUCAGUUCAAGGUGCGAGUGUAGCGCCAUGGUAACCCACAGUAAGUUUGACACCGCGAUGAGCUGCAGCCCCUUUGACGCUAGCCCGCGGCUGCCUCCUCACCGCUUCAAGACCUUCAGCUCCAAGCACGAGUACCAGCUGGUGAUCACCGCCAUUCGGAAGCUGCAGGAGAGCGGCUUCUACUGGAGCACGGUGAAUGGGAAGGAGGCCAACAGCCUGCUCAGCUCCGAACCCCCUGGCACAUUCUUGAUACGGGACAGCUCGGACAACCGCCACUUCUUCACCCUCAGCGUCAAAACUGACUCCGGGACCAAAAACCUGCGCAUUCAGUGCGACAGCUACUUCUUUUUCCUACAGACUGACCCCAAAAGCAUGCAGCCAGCGCCCCGUUUUGACUGUGUCUUGAAACUGAUCCACCAUUACAUGCCUUCCAAAGUCUCUGCGGCGUCUGCUGGGAACGGGAAGAGCAGUUACUUUAUUUACUCCAGUGGAGAAAAAAUUCCCCUCGAGCUACUCAGACCCUUGUCCUCAAGCGUUUCCACUCUGCAGCACCUCUGUCGCAAGACUGUCAACGGACAUCUAGAGGUUUCUAGUAAACUGGACCAGCUGCCUCAUACGCUAAAGGAGUUCCUCCAGGAGUACGACGCUCCAGUAUGAAGACCCUCGCUGUGAACUGACCCCCGUAGUAGUUGUCUGGUUGACUUGCUUAAGGUGGAAUUUUUACUUUUGUGUGGCCUGUACUGUGCUGCACUGUACUGCUGAGCAACCUGGCUUUCCAUUCCUUUAAAAAGGGUCUUAAAAACUAUUUGAAACAAAGGUGACAGGACAGGAAGGUCUAGCCAGCCAGCUAGCACGCAUGGCAAUGGCAAUCUAACCUUCACUAAAAUGUACGCUGGGUAUACUCGGCAUUCUACCUGUAUGCUGCUACUACUACUCAUGGUAUACUGGCAUUGCUAGACAAAGCAUAUUUGUAACAUUUCAUUUCUCGCUUUUUUCCAAGAGACAAAGCAGGGCACCCAGAGUUACACAGUAAUUUCCAUUUGUGUUCCAGGCAGAGCUGUCUGAUUAUUGUAUGUGUGUGAGUCUCUGUGGGUGUAGGUGGGGGAAAGAGUACCCAUGGUUUUUCAAAGAAAGGAAACGUGGCAGCAUCCUUAACAUCAAAGUUGCACCAUACUAAUAGCUAGAACUGUUUAGAAGGAAACUUAGUUGAGUACUGGGGUGCUAAGGAAUUCUGCAGCAGGCUGUCUGUGUGGCUCUAUAACCUCUCAAGAGACCACAUUUUUUAAAAGCCAGUAAUGAAUGACACUUGAUUAAUAGUGACAAUAUUACAUUUUUUUUGCACAUCUCUAAUGACUACUAUAGUUCUGGGGUGGGAUUAAAGUCAAUGCAGAUAGCUAGAAAAGGACAGCCUCUUUCCCUCAACUCAUUCAGAAUAUACACAAUCCUGUAUGUUUUGCUGAAAGAACAGUCAUUAAAACUACCCAGAAAAGGGAGCUGAGAAGUUGCUAGCGAUCCUACCCCCACACCACUGAAGAGAAUGUAUUGAUUCAGAGUGACAUUCCAGCUUAAACUUGUGAGAUAAAUAAAUCCCUGAUAAAUUGUAAAUGAAAACGUAUUUGUUUUUUGUUUUUGUGCAUCAGCGUUGUUUUCUUAAGUGUACAAAACAAAUGUGGCAGCAUUUCUCUUACAAUCACUGUUGAAUGUAUUCAUGGGAAGCCUGCAUUCCCUUCUCUGUUCAUAGCAGUUCUGUUGUGGUGUAUUUUGUUUUUUAAACCUGAAGAGAAAUGUUUACAUUGUAUGUGAAAAAAGAAGAAAAAAAAACCUCCUUAUUGAUGUUGUUUUUUAGUUUUUUUUUUAGUUUUAUUUUUUUUUGUGUUUUGUAAAAAUUUCACCUGAAGCUCCAGUCUUGACGUCUGGAAGUACAAGCUUGAAGAUCUCAAAAAAACAAAACCACAAAAGAAAUGUCAAAAACUUUGCACAUAUUUAUAUUUAUACAAUAUUUCAAUAAUUUAUAAUAAAAGAGCACUAUUUUUUAAAGAAA